UCUGUUUUUUAUAAAAGCCCAGUACUUAAUGGUGAUUUCAGUUAGUCCGUUAGCCAAAGUCAAAAGAGCAAAAUGCAACAGUCCCAGAUCCUGAGAAAUCUGUGCCUCUUCGUGGUCGUGAGUUCGAUGGCAGUUGUGGUCCUCGGAUUGUGCGAUAGCUGCCAGACAAACAACGUGGCCUGCCUCAAUGAGACGCACUACAGAUUCUGCUCCUCCAACGUGGCUCCCAACCAGGUUGCCCAGUGUCCCGAUGGCCAGGUCUGCACCAGCCUGGACAUCAUCUGCAUAGACAAGGGUGUGUACGAUCCGGCCUGCUCGAAUUCCACCGCCGAUGGAUCCUGUUCCAGCUGCGACGGCACCAACCUGUUCGUCUGCACCAGCCGCACCACCUUCCAGAUGUGCGAUGGCACCAAUCUAACCAGCCAGGUCACCAAGUGCAAGGACAACAAGGUCUGCUCCAUUAACUCUGGCAAAUACUGCGUGGACCUCUGCGAAGUCGGCGAUACCGUUGAAUGUGACAGGGAAGCUCCGCUGUAGAAUGAUUUUCAAUAAAUACAUUUUAUUUUCUACUA
Molecule: messenger RNA, 572 nt
Organism: Drosophila rhopaloa
Lineage: Eukaryota; Metazoa; Arthropoda; Insecta; Diptera; Drosophilidae
Exons: 2
Coding region: 73-537 (154 amino acids)
Source: RefSeq, a predicted model, not a curated record